Molecule: messenger RNA, 1728 nt
Organism: Penicillium angulare
Lineage: Eukaryota; Fungi; Ascomycota; Eurotiomycetes; Eurotiales; Aspergillaceae
Product: FAD-dependent oxidoreductase
Exons: 3
Coding region: 1-1728 (575 amino acids)
Molecular function (GO): FAD binding; oxidoreductase activity
Source: RefSeq, a predicted model, not a curated record
AUGCUUGUUCGCCUUAGCCUUGCGGUCGCAUUCCUGACAGCUUCCGCUCGAGGUUCAGGUUCAACAUCCUCCUCCUGUCGCUGCUUUCCUGGAGAUGACUGUUGGCCUUCUGAGAAUAUCUGGUCUCGAUUUAAUGAGUCAAUUGACGGACAACUGGUAAAAACCAUUCCACUGGGUGCCCCAUGUCACUCCCCAAGUUACAAUGUGACUGAAUGUGCCAUUUUGAAAGCAGGAUGGGAGCUGCCAGAGGAACACUAUGAGUCCUCUUCAUCUGCCAUGGCUCCGUUCUUCGCCAAUGGCACUUGUGACCCCUACCAUCCAGUUUCCAAACCAUGCGGUCUAGGAAACUAUGUCCGCUAUGCUGUAAAUGUGAGCUCUGCUAUUCACAUCUCAAAGGCACUGCUCUUUGCGACAAAGCAUAACAUCCGUGUUGUUGUCCGCAAUACUGGUCACGACUACAAUGGCAAGUCAACCGGCGCUGGUGCUCUUGGAAUUUGGACUCAUAACCUCAAGAGUCUAGAAAUUCACGAGUACAACUCCAAGCAUUAUAAUGGAUCCGCUAUUACCAUAGGGGCUGGCAUACAAGGAUUUGAAGCCUACGAAGCAGCGGAUAAAGCGGGACUUCAAGUGGUCGGUGGUGAAUGUCCAACCGUCGGUCUUGCCGGAGGAUACAGCCAAGGUGGUGGUCAUUCUGCGCUUGCUUCUCGCUAUGGUUUGGCAGCCGAUCAAGUCCUAAAAUGGGAGGUGGUUGACGGAAGCGGGAAUUUUAUCACAGCGACCCGUGAUAAUGAAUACUCCGAUCUAUUCUGGGCGCUUAGUGGUGGAGGUGGAGGUACUUACGGUGUUGUUUAUUCUAUGACUUCUAAAGCUCAUCCAGGUACCCCUGUGUCCGGCUUGAAACUGUCUUUCACCAAUGCCAAUAUCACACAGGACACCUUCUUUGAAGCUAUUGCCAUUUACCACACCAACCUUGUCGCUCUGGUCGAUGCAGGUGCAAUGAGCAUUUGGUUCUACACCAACACCAGCUUUGCUAUUUCCCCUUUAACAGGCCCAAAUAUUCCCGAAAAUGAGUUGGUUUCAUUAUUGAAUCCUUUUCUACGGGGCCUAAAGCGCCUGGGCAUCAAUUACACUUUAUCAUCCGAUCAGUACGCUAGUUACUACGACGAGUUCACGGCGGAGCAGCGUACCAUUGGUGUAGGCGAAGCCCAAUAUGGAGGCUGGCUCAUUCCUCGAUCUGUGAUCAAGAACAACAACAAAGGCUUAGUGCAAGCAUAUCGGGAGAUCGUUGAGGACGGCGGUACAUUUAUCGGCGUCGGCCUUAAUGUUUCCUGCGAAGUAGCCGGUGAUGUCUACAACUCCGUGUUGCCUGCAUGGAGAGAGGCCAUCAUUGCCACUACUCUCACUACCCCGUGGGAAUGGAAUGAUGAUAAAUUGAUGCUGGCCUACCGGCGCAAAAUGACUGAUGUCUUUAUGCCAAAGAUAGAGGCCAUUGCUCCUAACUCGGGGGCCUAUAUGAACGAGGCCGACUUCCGCCAACCGAACUUCAAAACGGCGUUUUAUGGUCGCAACUACCCAGCUUUACGCCAAGCUAAAGCUAAAUAUGACCCGAACGACAUCUUUUAUGGAAUUACCGCGGUUGGGUCCGAUGAAUGGGCCGAGCGAGAAGAUGGCCGCCUGUGCCAAGUAGGCAAGUGGAACUCGAGUUGGGCGCAGUUCCGUCAGCAGUAA